AUGUUGCCUCUCCUCCUCUCGGGCCUGCUUGUGGCCUUUGUGCUAAACAUCAUCUGCAAAAGGGCAAGCCUCGCAAGCAGGCGCAAGUUCUUCGAACAGAAACAUGCAUGUCAACCUCCAAAACACUACCUCGCCACACCAUGGUGGGACCAGUAUGGACUGAACCUCAUGCGAAGCAUGCUGGCUGCCGCCAAAAAGAGCCAGAUUCUCGAAUAUGUCCACCUGCUGACCCAAAUCCAUGAUCCUGAGAAACGGGGAUUCGGGAACUUCGUCGCCGUCUCAAGAUUUGGAACGAGAAAGACUGUCAUCUCAAGCGACCCCGAGAACGUGAAGAGUGUGCUGACCCGCGCUGAUGACUUUUUGGUGGAGCCGUCGAGAUUGGCGGCAUUUGAAGGCCUGCUAGGCAAGGGCAUCUUCACAUCAGAUGGCGCUUUCUGGCAGCAUUCGCGAGCUAUGCUCAAGCCGCAGUUCGAUAAGAGCCAAAUCACGGAAUUGGACCAGUUCGAACGACACAUCUCCAAACUUCUGGCUCUGAUUCCUGAUGAUGGAAGUACAAUUGAUCUGCAACCACUUUUCCAUCGCCUCACUAUGGACACCUCCACGGAAUUUCUGACUGGCACCAGCGCUAACUCACUUGAUGCAGACGAGGAAGCCUCUCAAGAGGCAAGGGACUUCGUCACAGCAUUCGAUCUGGCCAUGGAGGCAGGGACCUUACACGCGCGGCUUGGAAAGCUCUACAACCUCUUCCCUCAUCCCGCUGCUCGCCGCGCCAACGCCACAUCACGAGCCUACAUCCAGAAGUGGGUUGACCGUGCUUUGAAGAAUCAAGCCGAGCGGGCAGAGAAAGCGAAGAAAGGCGAGCAGUAUGUCUUCAUCGACGAACUGGUCAAGCAUGACGAAGUCGAUCGCACCAGAGCCCUGAACGAGACCAUGAAUAUCCUGCUAGCUGGACGAGACACAACCGCGACUUUGCUAACACACUUGUUCUUCAACCUUGCCAGAGAACCUGAAGUGUGGAGCAAAUUGCUCGCCGAGAUUGACGAGCUUAACGGUGAACUUCCAUCCUACGAGAAGCUGAGAGAUAUGAAGUACCUCAGAUACUGCACACAAGAAACCCUCCGCCUCCACCCCCCAGUCCCCAUGCUCUCCAAAGCCGCCUCUCGCGACACAACCAUCCCGCACGGCGGCGGCCCAGACGGCCUCCAACCCCUGUUCCUCGCCCAAGGCGACAAUUUCUUCUACUCCACCUACGCCCUCCAACGAAGCGAAGCCAUCUACGGCAAAGACGCAAACAUCUUCCGACCGGAACGUUGGAGCGAUGCGAAUUUGCGCCCGUUCUGGGCAUAUAUACCUUUCGGCGGCGGCCAGAGAGUGUGUUUGGGACAGCAGUAUGCGCUUGCGGAGACGUAUUAUGUGACUGUGAGGAUGAUGCAGACGUUUCGGAAAAUCGAGGAUCGGGAUGGGGGAGUGUGGGUUGAGAAGGUUGCGGCUACGUUGGGGAGUGGGAAUGGGUGUUUGGUGGGGUUGUUGAGGGAGUGA
This is a messenger RNA of Pseudocercospora fijiensis CIRAD86, 1539 nucleotides long. RefSeq lists its product as uncharacterized. The record is from RefSeq and is a predicted model, not a curated record. Lineage: Eukaryota; Fungi; Ascomycota; Dothideomycetes; Mycosphaerellales; Mycosphaerellaceae. Gene Ontology annotation, molecular function: heme binding; oxidoreductase activity, acting on paired donors, with incorporation or reduction of molecular oxygen, reduced flavin or flavoprotein as one donor, and incorporation of one atom of oxygen; iron ion binding. The coding region runs from base 1 to 1539 and encodes 512 amino acids. The transcript is spliced from 2 exons.